AUGUUGAGAAGCUCCCUCAGACAGAGUAAUCUACUCCGAGCCACGCGUGUGCCAUUUAUAAGGCCAUUCUCGUCGUCACUUUUAAAGUUGCAAGAGACUCCCAAGUCGAAGCCUCAAGAUGACUCAAAGGUUGAAAAUAAACCCAAAAGAAGGCCGUUGAGUAGAGUUGCAAUUGGUGGAUCAAAGGAUUCCUUGAAACAGUUCAACAAGGGCAGUGGAUUAGAAUUUGCAACAUGGAAAGCAGUGGUGAUCCUCCUCGUGUUUGGUGGUAUUGGUACAUACUUUUUUCAACAAGAAAAAGCCAGACUACAACGUCACAAGGAAAUGGAGCAGAAUAGAAAAGUUGGAACUCCUCUAAUUGGUGGUCCAUUCAACUUGGUAGACGCAAAUGGGAAUCCUUUCACAGAGAAGAACCUUGUUGAUCCCAAGGGGAAAAAGUUUUCAAUAUUGUAUUUUGGAUUCACCCAUUGCCCUGAUGUUUGUCCUGAAGAGCUUGACAAGUUGGGCGACAUGUUGGAAAUUCUCAAAAAGAACAACGUUGAGAUUCAACCUAUUUUCAUAACUUGCGAUCCAAACAGAGAUACGCCUGAGGUCGUGGAUAUAUACUUGAAGGACUUCCAUCCAGACAUUAUUGGAUUGACGGGAGAUUACGAAGAGGUUAAGAAUGCUUGCAAAAAGUACAGGGUUUAUUUUUCAACACCGCCAGAUGUCAAACCGGGCCAAGAUUAUCUCGUUGAUCACUCCAUCUUUUUCUACGUUUUGGAUCCAGAGGGAAACUUUGUUGAUGUUAUAGGUAGAGAAGCAUUGGCUCCUGAAAGUGCCUUGAAGAUUACCGAACUUUCCGAAGCGUAUAUUCCAAAAGCGGAAAGAGAAGCUAAACAAAACGGAUUGCUUGGAUUUCUUUAUAAAUAG
Lodderomyces theae is the source of this 912-nucleotide messenger RNA. It is a transcript of the gene SCO1, whose product is annotated as Cu-binding protein. Bases 1 to 912 code for a protein of 303 amino acids. Gene Ontology annotation, biological process: mitochondrial respiratory chain complex IV assembly; intracellular copper ion homeostasis. The record is from RefSeq and is a predicted model, not a curated record. Gene Ontology annotation, cellular component: mitochondrial inner membrane. Gene Ontology annotation, molecular function: copper chaperone activity; copper ion binding. The transcript has a single exon. Lineage: Eukaryota; Fungi; Ascomycota; Pichiomycetes; Serinales; Debaryomycetaceae.